AUGGCAGAUAAAUUAUCAUCUUCAUCACCAUUACAAAAUGAAAAUAAAUCUGCUACAACUCCACCGAUAAAAGUGAAAAGAUCUAAAACAUUUACUGGUUGUUUUACUUGUAGAUCAAGGAAAAUUAAAUGUGAUUUAACAAGACCUCAAUGCGAAAGAUGUAUAAAAGCUGGCUUAACAUGUGCAGGGUAUGAUAUUAAACUACGAUGGUCAUUACCUAUUGAAUUCAAACCAAUGAAAAAUGGAAAUGUGAAAUCAUCACAAACCAUAUUUCCCAACAAAGAAUCUACGCCAUUCGAAGAUGAAAAUGCAACCCCUACUACAAAUAGUUCAUCUGAAUUUUUUCAACGACGAUUAGUAGGGUUUGUUACAUGGUCAAAACCGUAUGAAACUUACGAAGACAUGGAUUAUCAUUUAGGAGUUUUGCAUAAUUCAUCAAAUGAUGAAAUUGUUAAGAAGGGGGAAACAAAAUUGUUAGGGCCGUUUGGUGUAUUUAAAGGUCCAAAUCCAUCAAAUCUUAUAUCCAAGAAGAGAAGUAAAGGAGAAAUCGUUCCACGAGAACUUAAAAGAGUAAAGAAUUCUACUUCAAAUACGAUGCCACCGCCGGCAUUUGUUACUUUAACUCCUGCAAUGUCAAUUAACGGGACAAAUGUAUCUAGUAAUGCACCGCACGAUCAAUUUUGGUUAUCAAAUGAAUUAAAAGAUGCUGCAUUAGUCACUGCAGCUGCUUUAGAUACUCAAUUUCUUGAAAUGAUGAAUAAAUUUGAUAAUACAAAUAAUUAUUCCCAACCAAAUAAGACGAAUAACUCAAAUCUACCGUCAAAUGAAAGUAUAUACGAUUAUAAUUUUAAUAAUCCGGAUUUACUCAAUUUGGUGUUUCAUAAAAGUAGUAUUUCACAACCUUCUUCACAUUCAAUUCCUCCGUCACAAUCACAAGCAAAUGUUCAAAAUUCCAAUAUGUCUAUGUCAAGUUUAUUAAAUCAUCCACAAAACUUAAUUGAUCCAAUAUAUUAUUCAAAUUUCUCCAAUUUCUUUUAUAAUAAUCCUUAUCAAAUGAAUGAAAAUUUAGAGAUUCAAUUACAUGCUAAAUCAACAUCUCAUGAUGAUGAAACAACUGAUUUUGUUGAUGGUGAUCAAUUCAAUGACAAGAAUUUAUUAACAUCUAUAAUGAAUAUCAUACAAAAUCCAUUAACUUUACCAUUUGAUUUAUCAUUAAAAAAUUCUAAAAAUCAACAUCAUGUAGGUAUACCAAUAACCGCAUUACAAGUUCAACCUUUAACUAGAUAUUUGUUAAAUUAUUAUGUUACUGAAGUCGCUGAUUUAAUGACGGUGAUUCCUUUAACUGAAAAUCCAUGGAAGGCAAUUUAUUUUCCAAGAGCUUUAAUGGCCAUUGGUGAAUUACUGGCUUUAGGCAAAACAUCAACUGCAAAAAAUGCCUUGUUGAAUGCAUUAUUAGCUGUUUCUGCUUUUAAUUUACAAUCAAAGUUUCCAAAAAAUUCUGAGCAAAUGAGAUUUUAUUUAAAUUUAGGUAUUUCAUUAAGAAAUCAAGCAAGUUUAUUUGUAAAACAAUUGUUAAAUAAUUCAAAAAAUGAAAAUAAUUUAUCUGGGAUCGAACAUUGUGUUAAUAAUGAAAAAUAUAAAGAUGUAUUAUGUGCUGUUAUGUCUAUGAUUAGUGUUGAUUUAGUUUGGGGUACAAUGCAAGAUACAAGUUUAUAUAUAUCAUGGUGUGGUAAAGUUAUUGUUGCCAAAAUGCAGAAUAAGAAGAAAUUAUCAUCAAAGGCUAGAAUUUUACAUCGUAUAUUUUCAUCAUUAAAAUUAAUUCAGGAUUCAACUUGUUUAAAUUUUGAUAGUAUUAAAGAUGAUUUUGAAAGUGAUAUUGGAAGUGGAUAUGAUGUGAAUGGUGAUAAAUGGAAACAAACAAGUAAUACAACUGAGAAUAAAAAGAAUAGAAUUGAUUUUAUUGUAAAUAGUACUUUUGGAACUCCCAAAUCUAAACCUAAUUUGAAGUCAACAACAUCACCAUCUUUUGUUAAUAAAAAAUUAAUAAAUACUCAAAAAAAUGAUGAAAAUUUUGCAACUGAUGCUUUAUAUGGAAUACCAAAUUCGUUAAUUGUUUUAUUUAGUCAAAUUGUUGAAAUUUUAAGAACUAAAAUUUAUUAUAAAGGUAUUAACAAAUCAUUAAGUGAAGAAUUUAAAAAUAAGAUAAAUGAACUUGAUACUUUUCUAUUAAAUUGGACGUUGGAUUGGGAAUUAUACGAAAAUCAAGAUAAAGAUAAUCAAUCAGAUGUUUUGAAAUUUCAUUCAUCAAUGCAUGAAGCUACUUAUCACCAUAUAAUGUCAUUUUAUUAUGCUUUAUUAAUUUAUUUCAAUAGAUUUGUCAAAGAAGUAGAUCCAAAUAAAUUACAAGAUAAAGUGAUCAAAACCUUAGAACAUUUAAAUUCAAUUCAAAAUUUAAUUGCUAAAGAUGAAGCCAAUAUAAUACCUUUAUUUUGGCAAGGUUUUAUAGCUGGAUGUGAAGCUAUAUCGAGUGAUUUGCAAACUGGAUUUAAAAAAUGGGGUGCUGAUAUUGCACAAUAUUUAGGUUCUUAUUGGGGAGCAAGACAAAUAAUGCUUGAAGUUUGGAGAAGAAAACGAAUGCAAGAAUCGAGAGAUGAUUGGGUUAGUGUAGUACAAGAUUGGGAAAUGAAUUUAAUGUUGAAUUAA
Messenger RNA from Insectozyma verbasci, 2703 nucleotides. Lineage: Eukaryota; Fungi; Ascomycota; Pichiomycetes; Serinales; Debaryomycetaceae. The record is from the annotation of a GenBank genome assembly.